CAUAAGACUUUCACUGUACAUUGGCCCAACACAUCCGAAGACACGCCUGGCAUGUCCAGACAAGAACAACGAAGGACCAGGACUUAAGUUUCGAUCUCCAGUUGAGCUGCUCACGCCCUUCACCUUCGACCAAAUCUUUCUGUUCCCAUCGCUCUUUUGUUGUCCCAAGAACAUCAAUUUUUCUCAGAUGGUAGGAGGCUGGAUCGCGCUGGCGGCGGCGGUGCUGAUGUGGAGCGCCGGAGGGGCCUAUGGGAUCAGGUUUGUGAUAGAUAGGGAGGAAUGCUUUUCGCAUAAGGUGGCAUUGGGGGACACCGUUCAUUUUUCUUUUGUUGUGAUUAAGUCUGAGAAGUCCUGGAACUACGCUGAAGAUGGCGUUGAUCUUGUGGUGAAGGGACCAACAGGGGAGCAAAUCCACGACUUCCGUGACAAAAUAAGUGAAAAGGCAGAGUUUGUGGCUCAUCAGGAAGGAGUUCACCGUUUCUGUUUCACUAAUAAGUCCCCAUACCAUGGAACCAUAGACUUCGAUGUACAUUCUGGUCAUUUUAUGUUCCAUGAUGAACAUGCAAAAGAUGAACAUUUCAAGCCUUUGUUUGAACACAUUGGCAAGCUAGAGGAAGCUUUAUAUAAUAUUCAGUUUGAGCAGCAUUGGCUAGAGGCUCAGACUGACCGACAAGCUAUAGUGAAUGAAGGAAUGAGCAAAAGGGCACUUCACAAAGCUUUGUAUGAGUCUGCAGCUCUUAUUGGCGCUAGUUUUUUACAAGUUUUUCUCCUAAAGCGUUUGUUUGAACGUAAGCUUGGGCAGUCGAGAGUUUGAAUAUUUUGGCAAUGUUCAUCAUAGCAUGUAGCAGAUAUAAAGAAACUACGUAAAUGUUUUAGAAACAAUAUGGAUUUAUGCUAUCAUUUCCCUAUUCCUUACACAUGAACAUUUUUUUAAUACCUUUUGCGGCUAUGCCAGUUAACAAUUUUUUCCUCGUUGGCACAUGGACCAUCAAAUUGUGUCAAAUGAUAUAAAAAUGCAUUGCUAAAG
Molecule: messenger RNA, 1027 nt
Organism: Cuscuta epithymum
Lineage: Eukaryota; Viridiplantae; Streptophyta; Magnoliopsida; Solanales; Convolvulaceae
Source: the annotation of a GenBank genome assembly